UUAGAAGUAGUGGUAGAAGUAACAGCAGAAGCAGCAACAGAAGUAGUUGAAGUGAUAGCAAAAGCAGCAAUAGCAGAAGUAUUAGAAGCAGCAACAGCAAAAGCAUCAGAAGCAGCAAUAGCAAAAGCAUCAAAAGCAGCAAUGGCAAAAGCAUCAGAAGCAGCAAUGACAGAAGCAUCAGAAGUAAUAAUGUCAGAAGCAUUAGAAGCAGCAACAUCAGAAGUAUCAGAAGCAGCAUAG
Messenger RNA from Racocetra fulgida, 240 nucleotides. The record is from the annotation of a GenBank genome assembly. Lineage: Eukaryota; Fungi; Glomeromycota; Glomeromycetes; Diversisporales; Gigasporaceae.